Molecule: messenger RNA, 5690 nt
Organism: Callithrix jacchus (white-tufted-ear marmoset)
Lineage: Eukaryota; Metazoa; Chordata; Mammalia; Primates; Cebidae
Gene: STC2
Product: stanniocalcin 2
Biological process (GO): intracellular calcium ion homeostasis
Cellular component (GO): extracellular region
Molecular function (GO): hormone activity
Source: RefSeq, a predicted model, not a curated record
CGCGGGGGAGACGUGAGCGUGCACACGUACACACACAGCAGGGGAAGAGGCGCUUCACGCUGCGCCCAACUUUCUCCUUCCCUCCGCGGGCCGGGGGGAGAAAGUAGCCGGGGCUAUCCCGAGCCGGCGAUUCCUGGGGAGGGGGUCGAACAAGAAAAGGGAGGAGAUAGAAGUAAUUUCCCUGGAUUUAGCUUGUUUUGUCUUUGUUUUUGUUCUCACCAUCUCCGUCCGAUGACUGGAGAGUAAAAGGGAACCCGGAGCUGGGUGGCAGGCAGCGCUUUGAGAAAAUGCAGGAGUGUUUGGAGACGCGUAAAGUUGCCUUUCAAGCUCUGGCCUCCCGGGCAAGCGAAGCUCCGCGGCGGGCUGACUCAGGUCUGCCUUGGGCCUCCCUGUCACCCUCCUGGAAAUGAUGCAAGUCCCGACUGUCACCCAGAUCCCUGCAGCCCAGCCUGGAAUAGGGUCGGGAUUAGGGGAAGGAUGAGAAAACACCCUCCAGGUGUUGCACGGCCCACCCAAGCGGGAAUAAGGUGCAGUUGCUCAGCCCAAAGACUAUAUCUAGUGCUUCCGCUCCUGUCUUCAAUAGCGGGGUUCUUUUUAAUGCAAAUUGUCACAAGGCCAGGAAUUCCCAAGUGUGCUCAGUUGGCCCACAGCAUCACUGUGCCCAGGAAAUUGCUUCAAUCUACCAAGUUCUCUGGGCUGGGAAUCUCACUGAAUUUCAAAUGGCGGGGAAAGAAAACUUUCCCAACCCGAUGCGGGUGUCACGCGAGCCAGGGGCCCCAGGGACACUGUCCUAGCGCCGACCGUCCCCCUUUAGCUGCAACUGGAGCUGGGAUUGGCUUUUAUAUUCUACAGCCCGUUCGGCCAUUGCCCUGGAGCUCCCGCACACGCGCACGCAUCUCCGGCCGCGCUCGCUCACACACACACACACACACACACUCAAAAGCGUCACCGCCGCCAGGUCGGCAACUUUGUCGGGCGCUCGCGGCGGAGCUCGGCUUCCUCCUGUAGUAGUUGGGCGCAGGCCCCGCCUCCCGGCCGUGUUGUCAAAAGGGCCGGGGUCUCGGAUUGGUCCAGCCGCCGGGACAACACCUGCUCGACUCCUUCAUUCAAGUGACACCAGAGCUUCCAGGGAUAUUUGAGGCACCAUCCCUGCCAUUGCUGGACAUUCGCGGCGCUGCUAACGGCCUGGUCACAUGCUCUCCCGAGUGCUACUGGAGGGCGCUGUGUAACCUCUAUCGAGCUGCAGCCGCAAGGAGGAGGGAAAAGGCGAGCAAAGAGGAAGAGGAGGAGAAGGAGGGGUAGAGGGGAAGGAAAAAGAGGAGGAGGGGAGCACAAAGGACCCAGGUCUCCUGGUAGUAGGUUAAUACCAAGAACCAUGUGUGCCGAGCGGCUGAGCCAGUUCGUGACCCUGGUUUUUGUGUUGGCCACCUUUGACCCAGCGCGAGGGACGGACGCCAACAACCCACUCCAAGGUCCGCAAGACAGAAGCUCCCAGCAGAAGGGCCGCCUGUCCCUGCAGAAUACAGCGCAGAUCCAGCACUGUUUGGUCAAAGCUGGCGAUGUGGGGUGUGGCAUGUUUGAAUGUUUCGAGAACAACUCUUGUGAGAUUCGGGGCUUACAUGGAAUUUGCAUGACUUUUCUGCACAACGCUGGAAAAUUUGAUGCCCAGGGCAAGUCAUUCAUCAAAGACGUCUUGAAAUGUAAGGCCCACGCUCUGCGGCACAGGUUCGGCUGCAUAAGCCGGAAGUGCCCAGCCAUCCGGGAAAUGGUGUUGCAGUUGCAGCGGGAAUGCUACCUCAAGCACGACCUGUGCACGGUGGCCCAGGAGAACACCCAGGUGAUAGUGGAGAUGAUCCAUUUCAAGGACAUGCUGCUGCAGGAACCCUACCUGGACCUCGUGAACUUGUUGCUGACCUGUGGGGAGGAGGUGAAGGAGGCCAUCACCCACAGCGUGCAGGCUCAGUGUGAGCACAACUGGGGAAGUCUGUGCUCCAUCUUGAGCUUCUGCACCUCCGCCAUCCAGAGGCCCCCCACGGAGCUCCCCGAACGCCAGCCCCACAUGGACACAGCCAAGCUCUCCAGGGCCCACCACUGGGAAGCAGGACAUCAUCUCCCAGAACCCAGCAGUAGGGAGACCGGCCAAGGCACCAAGGGCGAGAGAGGUAGCAAGAGCCACCCAAACCCCCAUGCUCGAGGUAGAGUCGGGGGCCUUGGGGCCCAGGGACCUUCUGGAAGCAGCGAGUGGGAGGAUGAACAGUCCGAGUAUUCUGAUAUCCGGAGGUGAAACGAAAGGCCUGGCGACGAAAGCUUUCCUCUGCGCCGUCCAUUUUCUUAUCUAUGGACAUUCCAAAACAUUUACCAUUAGAGCGGGGGGAUGUCACAUGCAGGAUUCUGUGGGGACUGUAGACUUCAUGGAGGUGUGUGUUCUCGGAACGGACAGGUGAGAUGGAGACCUCUGGGGCCACGGGGUCUCGGGGGUGCCUGGUGAAUUCUGCACUUACACAUACUCAAGGAAGCGCCCCCGCGUUAUCCUUGUAUCUUUGUCUUCUUUCCAUCUGUGGAGCAAAUGGGUGGUGGCUGCUCUGUACUGGGGGAGGUGAACCGGGAGGGGCAGGGUAAGGCAGGACCCCCGGGGCUGGACCACACAGUGGGUGCCGGGCACCGCCCCAAAGCUUAUGGUGCAGCAGCCUCUGGUGCUGUCUCCACGAAGUCAGGGUGGCUGGAUUCCAGGACAGGAGUGAAUGUAAAAAUAAAUACCGCUUAGAAUGCAAGACACGGGUGGAGAGGAGGCAGGGCCGAGGGGGUGCUUGGUGCCAAACUGAAAUUAAGUUUCUUGCAUGGGACCUUGCCGUUCAGAGCUCUUGGUGGGGGCGGGGGGAGGGGUGGGAGGAGUGUCAUUUCUCUGUGUAAUUUCUGAGCCAUUGUUCUGUCUGGGCUGGGGGCGGGGGCACACUGUCCAAGGGAGCGGCCCCUAUGAGUUUAUAUUUUUACCACUGCUUCAAAUCUCCAUUUCACUUUUUUAUUUGUCCAGUUAUAUCUACAUAUCUGUCAUCUAAAUAAAUGGCUUUCAAACAAAGCAACUGGGUCAUUAAAACCAGCUCAAAGGGGAUUUUUUAAAAACUGCCCAUCCUUUGAGGCUGAUUUUUUUUUUUUUUAAGUUCUAUUUUAAAAGCUAUCAAACAGCGACAUAGCAAUACAUCUGACUGCCUGACGUGGACUCCUGCCCACUUGGGGGAAACCUUAUGCCCAGAGGAAAAUGCACACAUGGGGAGUACAUUUGACAAAUUUCCCUUAGGAUUUUGUUAUCUCAUCUUGACCCUCAGCCAAGAUUGGUAAAGCUGCGUCCUGGCAACUCCAGGAGGCCCAGCUGGAAACCUGGCUUCACCAUCUGAGAGGAUGGGAAAGGAAAGAAGAGAAUGAAGACUGCUUAGUAAUUCCCAUCAGGAAAUGCUGACCUUUUAAAUAAAAUCAAGGAGACUGCUGAAAAUCUCUAAGGGACAGGAUUUUCUAGAUCCUAAUUGGAAAUUCAGCAACAAGGAGAGGAGUCCAGUGGGACAAAAGAAAGGUAGAGCGAAGAGACAGAACUCAAAAUAUGAGGAAGGGAGGGUGAGGAUACUCAUUAAAGGUCUCAGUAGUGGGUUCUUGCAUUAUUGCCUGUAAUCCCAGCACUUUGGGAGGCUGAGGCAGGCAGAGCACCAGGUCAAGAGAUUGAGACCAUCCUGGCCAAUAUGGUGAAAUCCCGUCUCUACUAAAAAUACAAAAAAUUAGCUGGGCAUGGUGGCGGGCGUCUGUAAUCCCAGCUACUCGGGAGGCUGAGGAAGAAUUACUUGAACCCCAAAGGCAGAAGUUGCAGUGAGCUGAGAUCACACCACUGCACUCCAGCCUGCUAACAGAGUGAGACUCUGUCUCAAAAACAAAACAAAACAAAAAUCACCUAGAUAGGUCUUUUCUUCCUAAUAAGCUAUCAGAUUAAAGCUUAUCCUUUCUCAAGCAGAAGCUGAUAUUAAACAUGGAGUAGGUAUCCUGGACUGUGCUCUUCUGGAGCAGGGGUCUGCAAACGUUGUCUAUAAAGGUCCGGAUAGUGAAUCCAGUAUUUUCAGCUUGGUGCGCCAUAAGGUGUCUCGAAACCACUCAACUCUGCCGUCCUGGCACAAAAGCCGCCAUAGACAACACACAAACAAGCGGGCUUGGCUCCCUCCAGGAAGAUUUAUUGAACAGGCCCCCGGCUGAAUUUCACUCACAGGACGCAGUUUGCUAAUCUCUGUUCUAGUGAGUGGGCCAAAAAGCGCAUGCAUCCUUAUCUGUCAACUCAUUAGCUUUUCCUCAAAGCAACCUGAGGCCAGAUACCAAGAAGCUAAGUAUAUCUGCUGUAAAAUGACUAGUUCCCGGGGAAUGUGUUCACCCAAAACACAGCCAGUAUUUUUAUGUCCCAAACCCAAUCCCAGUCUUUCAUGGUCCAUGAAACGAGGAAGUGGGGAAAUCAUCAGUUGGGGGAGGGGAGGAAACCCUGCCCUCAGCCCCGCCACCUGGUCCCCCCGCACCCAGCAAGAUCUGGGUCUGCAGAGAAGAGAACAGAAGAGCUGGUGCACUUAAUCCAGCUCCGCCCUUGGUGGGAGGAGGACUGAUGUGUCAGGCUCUGCCAAGGGAACAAGUGUAAACUGCGGCUGUCUCCUGCAGUGAGCUACCUCGGCAGGCAGGCACGUUGACGGUUUUACUAACAUCACUCAAAAGCUAAAGCAGUAACUUUCUCCCACAUUGCUGAGUCAGCUGUUCGUUUGUCCCCCAGCUCCUGGACUGGAUGUGUGAAAGGCAUCACUUUUCCAUUUUCCUCGGUGUAAAUGUUUUAUGUGUUUGCUUACUGAUGUCCCAUUUGUUGCUUCUAUUGUAUAUAUUUGUCGUUUGUAUUUAUUCUCUCUCAAUCUCUUAGCCUCGUGAUUCUAAGGCAUAAAAUUGCUUACUAUGUUCAUUCGAACCCAUUUACUGAUCUCUGUUGUAUAUUUUUCAUGCCACUGGUUUGUCUUCUUCUCGGAAGUCAGGUAGAUAGCAUUUCAGUCUUGUCCCUCAUGAGAUUGGAAGCAUAUGAUAGUAUUGAUUGCUCAGGGUCUUCUGCUCAAAACCGAGGGAGGUCCAAAUUCCUGUAAGCAUUGAUUGAGACAUUUGCACAAUCUAAAAUGUAAGCAAAGCCAUCGUUAAAAAUACACCCUCUGCUUGGGCUUUAUGUUGCUUACAAAUUUACUCAUGAGCCUUCCUUUGAGGAAGGAUGUGGAUCUCCAAAUAAAGAUUUGAUGUUUAUUUUGAGUUCUGCAUCUUAACAAGAUGAUCUGAACACCUCUCCUUUGUAUCAGUAAAUAGCCCUAUUAUUCUGAAGUGAGAGGACCAAGUGUAGUAAAAUGCUGACAUCUAAAACUAAAUAAAUAGAAAACUCCAGGCCAGAACUACACUCAUACACACAGAAAGGGAGAAAUUUAAACUCGAACCAAGUAAAAGUCUUUGUGAAAAUAGCAUGGAAAAACAAUGCUUCCAGUGGCCACUUCCUUAGGAAGAACAACCCCAUCCGAUCUCAGAAUUGGCACCACGUGACCUUGCUAAGUCAUAAUAUCUAUUUCUGUUAUGGGUUUAGGCAACAGGACCUGUACAUUGCCACAUUGCAUUCUUUUUCUUGAAGCAUUAAUAAAAGUUUUAAAUAAAUG